CUCCUUUUUCAUCUCCAUCUCCAGAACAAAGCAUCCCUUCUCCUCAUCUUCUCCAUCUCCAAUAACCAAAUCAAAGAGUUCAUUGAUUCCAAUCCAUCCGAGCUUCCAUCCAUGGCCGACUCAUCAGAUCUGGACGACAAGGACGCCGGCGCUGGACCCUCAUCCACUGCUCGGAUCCGUGCUCCAUCAACCACAAGCAUCCACGUCACAGCUCUGGAUGGCCUGGUUAACGUCAACUCACUCUUCACGAUCGCCGUCUUCGUCGGCCUCUCGCUCACCACACCAGGCCAGAGAAGCCUGGAAGGGAUCUCCGCCUGCGACGCCGGCCCCGACGUGAUCCGCAACCUGCUGGUCUUCGAAGUGGUGGCCUUCAGCUUCUUCCUUUUCUCCAGCCUGAUUGCGCAAGGACUGAAGCUGGCGAUCAAUCUAUUGAACAGCAACGACAUUGAUGAUGCUUUUAGGGCACACAUCAACGCUAGGGUUUUGAGAUUGGGGAUGCUGGGAUCAGCGGUGGGAUCGGUGAUGGGAUGCUUGUUCUUGUUGCUAUCGAUGGUGAACGUGGUGCAAGUGAGGUUGGGGAUGUUGUCGUGCGGCAGCAAGGCGGCGGUCCGGGCGGUGGCGGCGCUGGUGACGCUCGUCACCACCGCACUUGUUGUUUAUAUUUCCACUGUUUUCUAUGCCUUCACUCACUGAUAAGUAAUAACUAGUAAUUUUUUUUUUA
Dioscorea cayenensis subsp. rotundata (Guinea yam) is the source of this 721-nucleotide messenger RNA. RefSeq lists its product as uncharacterized. NCBI's taxonomy places the organism in Eukaryota, Viridiplantae, Streptophyta, Magnoliopsida, Dioscoreales, Dioscoreaceae. The transcript is spliced from 2 exons. Bases 112 to 693 code for a protein of 193 amino acids. The record is from RefSeq and is a predicted model, not a curated record.